CGCCGGGUGUGGCGAGGGCGACGCGCCGAGAGCCGCGGCCUCUCUGACGUCCUUCUGACCGCGCCGGCGGCGCAGCGGGCUCUGUCGGCGGAGCGGCGGUGCGGUCCCUGGACGUGGGGAACGCGCGGUGAGCAGGUGUUGGAGAAUUACAGCUUUCUGUGAAGAUGUCGGUUCUGAUAUCACAGAGCGUGAUAAACUAUGUGGAAGAAGAGAACAUCCCGGCUCUGAAAGCUCUUCUUGAAAAGUGCAAAGACGUGGAUGAGAGAAAUGAGUGUGGCCAGACUCCACUGAUGAUAGCGGCCGAGCAGGGCAACCUGGAGAUAGUGAAGGAAUUGAUUAAGAAUGGAGCCAACUGCAAUCUUGAAGAUUUGGAUAACUGGACAGCGCUUAUAUCUGCUUCAAAAGAAGGCCACGUGCAUGUCGUGGAAGAGCUGCUGAGGUGCGGGGCCGACUUGGAGCACCGUGACAUGGGAGGAUGGACAGCUCUAAUGUGGGCAUGUUACAAAGGCCGAACUGACGUCGUGGAAUUGCUGCUUUCUCAUGGUGCCAAUCCAAGCGUCACUGGUCUGCAGUACAGUGUUUACCCCAUCAUCUGGGCGGCAGGCAGAGGCCACGCGGAUAUAGUGCACCUUUUGCUGCAAAAUGGUGCAAAAGUCAACUGCUCUGAUAAGUAUGGAACGACCCCUUUGGUUUGGGCUGCACGGAAGGGCCAUCUGGAAUGUGUAAAGCACUUAUUGGCCAUGGGAGCGGAUGUUGAUCAGGAGGGGGCUAAUUCAAUGACCGCCCUCAUCGUGGCAGUGAAAGGCGGCUACACGCAGUCAGUGAAAGAAAUUUUGAAGAGGAAUCCAAACGUGAAUUUAACAGAUAAAGACGGCAAUACAGCCUUGAUGAUUGCCUCAAAGGAGGGACAUACAGAGAUUGUCCAGGAUCUGCUGGACGCGGGCACAUAUGUGAACAUACCUGACAGGAGUGGGGACACUGUGCUGAUUGGUGCUGUCAGAGGCGGUCAUGUGGAAAUUGUUCGAGCACUUCUUCAAAAAUAUGCUGAUAUAGACAUUAGAGGACAGGACAACAAAACUGCUUUGUACUGGGCAGUUGAGAAAGGAAAUGCAGCAAUGGUGAGAGACAUCUUGCAGUGCAAUCCCGACACCGAGAUAUGCACAAAGGAUGGUGAGACCCCGCUUAUAAAGGCUACCAAGAUGAGAAACAUUGAAGUGGUGGAGCUGCUGCUGGAUAAGGGAGCCAAGGUCUCAGCCAUAGAUAAGAAAGGAGACACUCCCCUGCAUAUUGCUAUUCGUGGGAGGAGUCGGAAACUGGCAGAACUUCUUUUAAGAAAUCCCAAAGAUGGACGGUUGCUCUAUAGGCCCAACAAAGCAGGGGAGACCCCCUACAACAUUGACUGUAGCCAUCAGAAAAGUAUCUUAACUCAAAUAUUUGGAGCCAGACACUUGUCUCCCACCGAGACAGAUGGCGACAUGCUGGGUUAUGACCUGUACAGCAGCGCCCUGGCUGACAUCCUCAGUGAACCGACCAUGCAGCCGCCCAUCUGUGUGGGCCUGUACGCACAGUGGGGCAGCGGGAAAUCCUUCCUGCUCAAGAAACUAGAAGAUGAAAUGAAGACUUUUGCAGGACAGCAGAUCGAGCCCCUUUUCCAGUUCUCGUGGCUCAUUGUGUUCCUGACCCUGCUGCUUUGUGGGGGGCUUGGGCUGUUGUUCGCUUUCACUGUGGACCCAAAUCUUGGGAUAGCAGUGUCCCUGAGCUUCCUGGCUCUGCUCUACAUCUUUUUUAUUGUCAUUUACUUCGGUGGCCGGAGGGAAGGAGAGAGUUGGAAUUGGGCAUGGGUCCUCAGCACUAGGUUGGCAAGACACAUCGGCUACCUGGAACUCCUUCUCAGACUGAUGUUUGUGAAUCCACCCGAAUUGCCAGAGCAGACCACGAAAGCGUUACCUGUGAGGUUUCUGUUUACAGACUACAACAGGCUGUCCAGUGUAGGCGGAGAGACGUCGAUGGCGGAAAUGAUCGCCACCCUCUCGGAUGCCUGUGAACGGGAGUUUGGCUUCCUGGCAACCAGGCUCUUUCGAGUGUUCAAGACUGAAGACACGCAGGGUAAGAAGAAAUGGAAGAAGACCUGUUGCCUCCCAUCCUUUGUCAUCUUCCUGUUUAUCUUCGGCUGCAUCAUUGCUGGGGUCACCCUCCUGGCUAUAUUCAGAGUUGACCCGAGACACCUGACCGUCAAUGCCGUCCUCAUAGCCAUCGCCUCUGUGGUGGGGCUGGCCUUCCUGCUCAACUGUCGUACGUGGUGGCAGGUUCUGGACUCGCUCCUGAAUUCGCAAAGGAAACGCCUCCAUAAUGCUGCCUCCAAACUGCACAAGCUGAAAAGUGAAGGAUUCAUGAAAGUUCUUAAGUGUGAAGUGGAAUUGAUGGCCAGGAUGGCAAAAACCAUUGACAGCUUCACUCAGAAUCAGACAAGGCUGGUGGUCAUCAUUGAUGGACUGGAUGCCUGUGAGCAGGACCGCGUUCUCCAGAUGCUGGACACGGUCCGGAUUCUCUUUUCUAAAGGCCCGUUCAUCGCCAUUUUUGCAAGUGACCCGCACAUCAUCAUAAAGGCCAUAAACCAGAACCUCAACAGCGUGCUGCGCGACUCAAACAUCAACGGGCACGACUACAUGCGCAACAUCGUCCACUUGCCCGUUUUCCUCAAUAGCCGCGGGCUGAGCAACGCGAGGAAGUUUCUCGUCACUGCAACCACAAAUGGGGACAUCCCCUGCUCGGAUACUGCAGGGAUACAGGAAGAUGCUGACAGAAGAGUGUCACAGAACAGCCUUGGAGAGAUGACAAAACUCGGGAGCAAGACAGCCCUCAACAGACGGGACACGUACCGCCGGAGGCAGAUGCAGCGGACCAUCACCCGGCAGAUGUCCUUUGACCUCACCAAGCUGCUGGUGACGGAGGACUGGUUCAGCGACAUAAGCCCCCAGACCAUGAGGAGAUUACUGAAUAUCGUGUCUGUGACAGGGAGAUUAUUGAGAGCCAAUCAGAUCAGUUUUAACUGGGACAGACUUGCUAGCUGGAUCAACCUGACCGAGCAGUGGCCUUACAGGACGUCCUGGCUUAUAUUAUAUUUGGAAGAGACAGAAGGCAUCCCAGAUCAGAUGACGCUAAAAACCAUCUAUGAAAGAAUAUCAAAGAACAUUCCUACAACUAAAGAUGUUGAGCCGCUGCUUGAAAUAGAUGGAGAUAUACGGAAUUUUGAGGUGUUUCUGUCUUCAAGAACCCCUGUUCUUGUGACUCGAGAUGUGAAGACCUUUUUGCCAUGUACUGUAAACCUCGACCCCAAGCUGCGGGAAAUUAUUGCAGAUGUUCGUGCUGCGAGAGACCAGAUUAAUAUCGGAGGACUCGCAUAUCCCCCACUUCCUUUACACGAUGCCCCUCCCAGGCCGCCUUCUGGCUACAGCCAGCCUCCUUCUGUGUGUUCCUCUUCUACCUCCUUCAAUGGGCCCUUUGCAGGGGGGGUUGUGUCUCCACAGCCCCACAGCAGCUACUACAGUGGCAUGACGGGACCUCAGCAUCCGUUCUAUAACAGGCCAUUCUUUGCCCCAUACCUUUACACGCCAAGGUAUUACCCUGGCAGUUCCCAACAUCUCAUCUCACGUCCAUCAGUAAAAUCGAAUUUGCCCAGAGAUCAGAGCAAUGGCCUAGGGUCAGGCUCAGCCUCGGGACCAGUGAUAUCACUGAAUUCAAUGAACGUGGAUGCGAUAUGUGAGAAGCUGAAGCAGAUCGAAGGACUAGACCAGAGCAUGCUGCCCCAGUACUGUGCCACCAUCAAGAAGGCAAACAUAAACGGUCGUGUGUUAGCUCAGUGCAACAUUGAUGAACUGAAGAAAGAGAUGAACAUGAAUUUUGGAGACUGGCACCUUUUCAGAAGCACAGUGCUCGAAAUGAGAAAUGCAGAAAACCAAGUGGCCCCUGAGGACCCACGUUUGCUCAGUGAGAACAACAGCGGCCCAGCCCCUCAUGGCGAAUCUGCUCGCCAUUCUUCACAUGAGUUGCCGCACACCGAGCUCUCCAGUCAGACUCCCUACACACUGAACUUCAGCUUUGAAGAACUGAACACACUGGGCCUGGAUGAAGGCGCCCCACGUCACAGCAAUCUCAGUUGGCAGUCACAAACUCGCCGAACCCCAAGUCUUUCGAGUCUCAAUUCCCAGGAUUCCAGUAUUGAAAUCUCAAAGCUUACCGACAAGGUGCAGGCUGAGUACAGGGAUGCCUAUCGAGAGUACAUUGCUCAGAUGUCUCAGUUAGAAGGGGGCACGGGCCCCGUGACCAUUAGUGGCAGAUCGUCUCCACAUGGCACAUACUACAUGGGCCAGAGUGCAUCAGGGGGCUCCAUUCAUUCUAACCUAGAACCAGAAAAGGGGAAAGAUAGUGACCCAAAGCCAGACGAGGGAAGGAAGUCAUUUUUAAUGAAGAGGGGAGAUGUCGUAGAUUAUUCAUCAUCAGGGGUUUCCACUAGUGAGGCCUCACCCCUGGAUCCCAUCACUGAAGAAGAUGAAAAGUCUGACCAGUCAGGCAGUAAGCUGCUGCCAGGCAAGAAAUCCUCAGAAAGGUCAAGUCUCUUCCAGACAGAUUUGAAGCUCAAGGGAGGUGGACUGCGCUACCAGAAACUUCCGAGUGAUGAAGACGAAUCUGGGACCGAAGAAUCGGAUAAUACUCCACUGCUCAAAGAUGACAAAGAUAGAAAAGCUGAAGGGAAGGUAGAAAGAGUGUUGAAGUCUCCGGAACACAGUGCUGAGCCCAUCAGAACCUUCAUCAAAGCCAAAGAGUACUUAUCCGAUGCCCUCCUGGACAAGAAGGACUCGUCUGACUCAGGAGUGAGGUCCAACGAAAGUUCUCCCAAUCACUCUCUUCACAAUGAAGCGGCUGACGGGUCCCAGCUUGAGAAGGCAAAUCUCAUCGAACUUGAAGAUGACAGCCACGGCGGGAAACGGGGGAUACCACAUAGCUUGAGCGGCCUGCAAGAUCCAAUUAUAGCCCGCAUGUCCAUCUGCUCCGAAGACAAGAAGAGCCCUUCCGAGUGCAGCUUGAUCGCGAGCAGCCCUGAAGAAAACUGGCCAGCGUGCCAGAAAGCCUACAAUCUGAACCGGACGCCCAGCACCGUGACUCUGAACAACAACAGCGCCCCAGCCAACAGAGCCAAUCAGAAUUUCGACGAAAUGGAGGGAAUUAGGGAGACUUCCCAAGUCAUCCUGAGGCCUGGUUCCAGUUCCAACCCCACUGCGAUUCAGAAUGAAAACCUGAAGAGCAUGACGCACAAGCGAAGCCAGCGUUCCAGCUACACGCGGCUCUCGAAGGAUUCUGCCGAGCUCCACGCAGUCGCCUCUUCUGAUAGCACAGGUUUUGGAGAAGAGAGAGAGAGCAUUCUUUAGGACGUCGAGCAAAAGCAGAAUGGUGUUACUGUGCCAUCGUGAACGCAGUCGACCUGGGUUUUAUAGCAAAUCUGUCCGCAUAUCGUCUCUGUGCAUCUCGCCUCACGCAGUGGAUGCUCGGGAGGCCUCGGGUGAGGAGACACGCAGUGUCCAGUGAGGAGAGGGUGAGAGAGGGCGAGCGGCUGUCACACCUCCUUCUCUGUGAUCAGGAGACUGCACCUCACGACUGCUGCUACCCCUUUCGUCAGGAGAUGGCCCCAUGAAAUUAUUUGAGAUAAGACUUGAGUGUAAAGAUAGGUCUGACGCAUUUCAUUAUAUGUAAAAGGCUUAGUUUGCCAAAGAAAAUGAAAGGCUAGAGAUCCCUUUUGUAGGCCACUCAUUCAUCAGAUAUUUGAGGAACGAUGCAGCAUUAGAUGAACUGGAAGCAUAUUUUGAUUUUAUGGGGUAAAAAGAAAAGAUUUACAGCUUCUGGGGUUGCCCGGAGACUAAAGGUAAAAACUGUAUAAAUUGAAAACCAGUGUCUGUCUAAUAGGCAGACUGAGUACAGACUUUACAUUUUACAUCGAAAAUAGAUAACAAAGAGGGCUUAACCCUUGAUAAAGUGAGUGAACAGUACUCGAGUAGAGCCCCGAUCGCUGGCCACACGGAUUGUGGAGUGUGGCUGCUCUGCGCCCGCAUGCUCUUCUCCCCAGCCCCAGUCCUGGCUUCGGGCACCACCUGCGGCCGAAGGACGGCCCCCCCCACCCCCCACUGGGCCUCCCAGCGGCUGUCAUGUUGAGCCUAGCAAUGAGAGGAAAAACCCAAACUUAUCUUCUGGAAAAUCAAGGUGAUGUGGGUAAUAAAAGACACUAAUAAAUAAGUGAAUGAGGAAAUAAUUACAUCAAAAAGGUCAGUGACAGCUGAGAGAUGACAAAGGAAUCUUUAAUUAGGUGACUCUAAUAAAUCAUUGCCUUCCAUAGCAGGGCAGAGCUUGCUUGCUUUGUUCCUGAAUUGGAUGCUGAGUCUUCCCAUGGUCCUCAUAAGGAGGUACUUCUAAGAGUUUAGAAACAUGUAACAGAAAAGGGUAAAGGAAGAUAAAACCUAUGCGACUUCCCAUUCACGGUCAGCAGAGUUGACGGUCACCUGUAGUGCGUGUGACCAGGACCCACCCUGCUGUCUCGUGUGUGUAGGGUUAGCUACAGAGUACGCUCUCCGCCAGUCAAGGCUGCAGAUGGUAAACCUGCAGAUGUGUAAUUACCUGAAUUUAGUGUUUGCCAUGUGAUGAGUACCACAAUGAAUUUUUAUUAAUUUGCUUAAUAAAUUCUUUACUUGACCAGUCUUGCACUUAACAGUUGGCUCUCAGUUUUAUGGCCUCAGUGGUAGCGUGUAAUGUAGCCGUGUAGAGUGUCCGUCUUGCAUGACUUGAACAAAUGUUUUAACCAAUUAGGAAAAAAGGCAGGAUGUUACCACCAUCAUAUAUUGAAGUGUUAACAUUUUACUCUUUAUAGUGUUCAGCAGUUUGCAAUAUUAUGUAAUUAGUAAUUCAGAGACAAUGUUUUGUUCCUUUUCAGGUGAGUAGAUGCAACUUACUGUUGUAGUACAUUCUUUACACUGUUUGUGAAGUUGAUCCUCGAGUAUAAAGUGUAUUCAUACUCCAUUAAAGUAGUAAGAUAUCGAAAACAAUAAAAAAAUUGCAUGCUAUUUUGACUCAUGAAUUUUUAUUCACUA
Molecule: messenger RNA, 7133 nt
Organism: Talpa occidentalis (Iberian mole)
Lineage: Eukaryota; Metazoa; Chordata; Mammalia; Eulipotyphla; Talpidae
Gene: KIDINS220
Product: kinase D interacting substrate 220
Exons: 29
Coding region: 165-5426 (1753 amino acids)
Molecular function (GO): protein binding
Source: RefSeq, a predicted model, not a curated record